GUGGGCGACAGGCCAGAUGGGGGCGCACGGAGAAGGGCGCGAGGGGCGUGGUGGUGCCGGAACCGGCAGGCAGCGAGCCGGGCUCUCAGGACGACACUGCGGACCCUAGGGUACAGGCGGCUCCAGGAGGUCCAGGUCUUCAGGCGCCGCCCCGGCCUCCCCCCGUCAUUCCCUCACUUACCAGCCCACGCGGGGCCGACGGCACUCGGCAGCACUGGUUCAGCCUCCUGGGCGUCCGUGGAAACGCCGUCCGGCUGGAACGACUUCCGGAAACGACUGCGCCUCAUUGGCUGUUUGCGCGGGGGGAGGGGGACGGAGGCUACCGCUGAUUGGCUGGCGGCCCUUGCGUCGGCGGAACGAGCUGGGAGGCGGAGUGCAGGCGGGUGGGGCUCCAGGAAGAUCAGCCCUUCCGGUGCGUGCGGUGGUUGGCGCUCGAAGGACAGCAAGAAACUGUCUUCAAUGGCUUCACUGGUGGCUUAUGACGACUCGGACUCAGAGGCUGAGAGCGAGCCCGUGGGAAGCGUCAUUGCCGCCAGCCAGGUGGAAGACACUCGCGAUGCGGUCCACGCGCGUGACCAGGGUUCCGAGUCAGGAGCCCUGGGCGGGAUGGAAGGGACCGCACUGCCCACGAAGCACCGUUCUGCAGAAGACCCCGCUGGCCCCCGUCUCCCGCCGGCGCGGCUCUGGGGAAGCGGCCCAGGGUCUUGCCCCAGCCAGAGGCUGCAGUGGCCUGGGACAGAGCCCGAGGUCGCCCUCGCCACGGGCGAGCCUCCUCGUGCUUCCCUGUGGCUCAGUCACGUCCCCGCUGGCAACGUGCCCCUGGCAGCAGCCCUGGUUAAGCAGGGGAAACCCUCCUGGGGAACUUACGACCCCCCGGAACCCCCUCUCUGUGCCCGGACCCAGUCUGGAGCCCCAGGCGCACCAGGCAGCCCCGUCCAGAAGAAGAGGCGUGAGGACUGCGUUGUGCCCUACACCCCGAAGAGGCUGAGGCAGUUGCAAGCACUGGGCACAGAGACAGGCAAGAGUAAAGCCGCGGAAGCCAGGGGUCCCUCCGCGGGGCGCCCCCCGGCCCCGCUCUGCAUGGAGCCCCGGGUGUCUGAGUUUAUUCAGCCCCAUUUGGACACUCAGUACAAAGAAACCCAGAUUUCCAGGAAGGUGCUCUUUCACCUGCGAGGCCACCGGGGCCCCGUCAACAGCAUCCAGUGGUGUCCUGUCCUUUCGAGGAGCCACAUGUUUCUCUCCGCUUCCAUGGAUAAAACCUUCAAGGUGUGGAAUGCCGUGGACUCGGGGGGCUGCCUGCAGACCUACCGGCCGCACAGCGAGGCCGUGCGGGCCGCCCGGUGGUCCCCCUGCGGCCGAUGCGUCCUCAGCGGCGGCUUCGACUGCGCCCUGCACCUCACGGACCUCGAGACAGGAGCCCAGACGUUCAGCGGGCAAAGUGACUUCCGAGUGACCGCCCUGAAGUUCCACCCGAAGGACCACAGCCUCUUCGUGUGCGGGGGCUUCAGCCCCGAGGUCAAAGCCUGGGACAUCAGGGCCGGCAAGGUAGGCCCGUCCGCAGUGGGGCCUUCUGCGGGGAACUCGCCGCGACGGGUGGGACCAUGGGGCAGGUCGGCCGCUCUGCCCGCGGCGCCUCAGGUGGAAGGGUCACCGCUCAGCAGUCCGAGCUCAGCCCGAUUCUUAGCUGUUUUGGAAAACAACUUCGAGUUGUUAAGACGAGUCAAGCAUCACAGGCGCGAUUCUGUACAGAAUCGUGUUAGCAACGAUGUUUACUGA
Phyllostomus discolor (pale spear-nosed bat) is the source of this 1776-nucleotide messenger RNA. It is a transcript of the gene WDR25, whose product is annotated as WD repeat domain 25. The coding region runs from base 460 to 1776 and encodes 438 amino acids. Gene Ontology annotation, molecular function: protein binding. The record is from RefSeq and is a predicted model, not a curated record. Lineage: Eukaryota; Metazoa; Chordata; Mammalia; Chiroptera; Phyllostomidae. The transcript is spliced from 4 exons.